AUGGCCAAAAGCAGCUAUGCAGCAGCGGGAUUGUUGUCGGCGAUAGCUGCCGCAUCUGGUUUUUCUGCAAAUCACAAUAAUGCUUACGCCGACGACGAUGAUUCGCCGGCGACUUCGGCGGCACCGAAUACUCGAAAUGAUCAUCCGAGGACGAGCUCUGCUGGCUUUGAUCCUGAGGCCCUCGAGAGAGGUGUCAAGGCUCUCAAGGAAAUUGCUGCUUCACCCCAUGCCAAAAAGGUAUUUGAAGCUAUAAAGAAGCAAGAGGAGACGAAACAAGUUGAAUUUGCUGCAAAGGUUGCAGAGUUUAGACAAAUUAAAGCACAGCAUGAAACUGAAAGACAAAAGAUUAUAUAUGAUGAACAAAAGAAGUUAGCACAGCAUCAGGCACAAACAAAAUCCCAAAUGGCUAAAUAUGAGGAUGAGUUGGCAAGGAAGAGGAUGCAGGCGGAAAAUGAAUAUCAUAGAGCCAGGAACCAAGAGCUAGUAAAAAUGCAAGAAGAAUCAUCAGUCAGACUGGAGCAAGCUCGACGUGCAACAGAAGAACAGAUUCAAGCACAACGAAGGCAAACUGAAAGAGAGAAGGCUGGAAUCGAACGUGAAACAAUCAGAGUAAGGGCUAUGGCAGAAGCGGAAGGAAGAGCACAUGAAGCAAAGCUAGCUGAAGAUGUUAACAGGAGAAUGCUAAUUGAUCGUGCUAAUGCAGAGCGAGAAAAAUGGAUUGCUGCCAUAAAUACUACUUUUGACCAUAUUGGAGGGGGCUUAAAAGCCAUUCUAACAGAUCAAAAUAAGAUGGUUGUAACAGUUGGUGGAGUGACUGCUCUGGCAGCAGGGGUCUACACAACGAGGGAAGGUGCACGAGUUAUUUGGGGAUAUAUUGAUAGAAUAUUGGGACAACCAUCAUUGAUCCGAGAGUCCUCCAGAGGGAAAUAUCCCUGGUCUGGCAUGUUUUCUCGUACCAUGAGCUCCCUCUCUCGACAUACUGGUUCAGGAUCUGCUUCUAAAAAUGGAAAUGGUUUUGGUGAUGUAAUUUUGCAUCCUUCUCUUCAUAAAAGAAUUGAGCAGCUGUCAUCUGCAACUGCCAAUACAAAAACACAUCAAGCACCAUUCAGAAAUAUGCUUUUUUAUGGCCCUCCAGGAACAGGAAAGACAAUGGCUGCUAGAGAGUUGGCUCGUAAAUCUGGAUUAGAUUAUGCAUUGAUGACUGGAGGAGAUGUUGCUCCACUGGGAUCACAGGCUGUAACAAAGAUACACCAAUUGUUUGAUUGGGCUAAGAAAUCGAAAAGGGGUUUGUUGCUUUUCAUUGAUGAAGCUGAUGCAUUUCUGUGCGAGCGGAACAAGACCUAUAUGAGUGAAGCACAAAGAAGUGCACUAAAUGCCCUUCUCUUCCGUACUGGUGACCAGUCUAAAGACAUAGUCCUUGCUCUUGCCACAAACCGUCCUGGUGAUCUUGAUUCAGCUGUGACAGACCGUAUUGAUGAGGUCUUAGAAUUUCCCUUGCCUGGGGAAGAGGAGCGUUUUAAACUACUUAAGCUCUAUUUGGACAAGUACAUAGCCCAAGCUGGAUCAAGAAAAUCUGGCUUAAUUCAAAAUAUGUUCAAAGACAAACCGCAACAAAUAGAGAUUAAGGGAUUGACUGAUGAUAUCAUAAAGGAAGCUGCAGCUAAAACUGAGGGAUUUUCUGGAAGGGAAAUAGCAAAACUAAUGGCAAGUGUCCAAGCUGCUGUAUAUGGAAGUGAGAACUGUGUGCUUGACCCAAGCUUGUUCCGUGAAGUGGUAGAUUAUAAAGUUGCAGAGCAUCAACAGAGAAGAAAAUUGGCAUCUUCUGAUAAAGCUGGUGCAUGAGGAUGUUUAUAGAGAUUUUCUGAGGAACCAUUAUUAUAAUGUAGGGCUGGCCCGUGGCAUUUUAGUCUGGGCAUGCAUUAUUCAUUGAUUGUUCCCAAUAUUGAUGGGAAGAAUUUUGGAAUUUGAAUGUAGUUAAGUUUCAUUUGCGGCUGAUAAUCACUAUUCAAUACUUCACUAUUCAAUACGUAA
Molecule: messenger RNA, 2031 nt
Organism: Gastrolobium bilobum
Lineage: Eukaryota; Viridiplantae; Streptophyta; Magnoliopsida; Fabales; Fabaceae
Exons: 8
Coding region: 1-1842 (613 amino acids)
Biological process (GO): mitochondrion organization
Cellular component (GO): mitochondrion
Molecular function (GO): ATP binding; zinc ion binding; ATP hydrolysis activity
Source: RefSeq, a predicted model, not a curated record